Sardina pilchardus (European sardine) is the source of this 1047-nucleotide messenger RNA. It is a transcript of the gene anapc10, whose product is annotated as anaphase promoting complex subunit 10. The transcript has 5 exons. Gene Ontology annotation, cellular component: anaphase-promoting complex. The record is from RefSeq and is a predicted model, not a curated record. NCBI's taxonomy places the organism in Eukaryota, Metazoa, Chordata, Actinopteri, Clupeiformes, Clupeidae. Gene Ontology annotation, biological process: anaphase-promoting complex-dependent catabolic process; protein K11-linked ubiquitination. The coding region runs from base 143 to 700 and encodes 185 amino acids.
UGACGCCAUCAACAUGCGUCAAAACCGGGAAACUGAAAUUUGAACUGCAACAGCUAGCUGGCUAAAGGAAUUACCAUUCAAAAAAUCCUUCACGGAAUGCUAUCUACUUGGAGUCCAGAUUGGAAAUCAUAAAGAUUUAGUAAUGGCAACCGCUGCUAAGACUCCAGCGGGUGCAGAUCCGAAACAGCUGGAGCGCACCGGGUCAGUGCGAGAGAUUGGCUCGCAGGCUGUUUGGUCUCUGUCAUCUUGUAAACCCGGAUUUGGUGUGGAUCAACUCCGAGAUGAUAAUCUUGAGACGUACUGGCAGUCAGAUGGAUCCCAGCCUCACCUGGUCAACAUUCAGUUCAGGAGAAAGACCACAGUAAAAAUGUUGUGCAUUUAUGCUGAUUAUAAAUCUGAUGAGAGUUACACCCCAAGCAAGAUCUCUGUCCGUGUGGGCAACAAUUUCCACAACCUUCAAGAGAUCAGGCAGUUGGAGAUGGUAGAGCCCAGCGGGUGGAUCCACAUCCCCCUGUGUGACGUGAUGAAGGGGCCCAUCCGGACCUUCAUGAUCCAGAUUGCGGUCCUGGCCAACCACCAGAACGGGCGGGACACACACAUGCGCCAGAUUAAGGUCUACACACCCGUGGACGACAGCUCAGUUGGCAAGUUCCCACGAUGCACCACAGUGGACUUCAUGAUGUACCGGACUAUCAGAUAGCCUGAGCACUCCCCGCUCUAGUUUCACAUGUGAUUAACCAUGGCAACAUCAACAGGAGAAGGACUGUGCCAAUUUGUGUGCGUGUGCGUGUGCGUGUGCGUGAGUGUGAGUGUGAGUGUGAGUGUGAGUGUGAGUGUGAGUGUGAGUGUGAGUGUGAGUGUGAGUGUGAGUGAGCUGUGCCUGUGUCUUGCAUAUUACAGGGUUGUAUAUGCAAGACUGUGUGUAUGUGUGUGUUACUGAACUCUGUGUGUGUUUUACGAAAGAGGGAGAGUAUGAAUGAACGAAUGUCAUUGCAUUUGUACAUAUGUUUGAUCCGAUGUGUAAUAAAAUACAUAUUUACCUGUAAA